Messenger RNA from Amoebophrya sp. A120, 2624 nucleotides. NCBI's taxonomy places the organism in Eukaryota, Dinophyceae, Syndiniales, Amoebophryaceae. The record is from the annotation of a GenBank genome assembly.
GGCUGCAGGAGGGGACCAUGCGAUGCUCUACAAUUCUGUUGUUGUAUCGUGUGCAAAAGAAGUAUCGUGCUUGUGCUAAUUGUAUAUUGUAAGUGUGCAUCAAGAAAAACUACGAGAACAGGUAUGGCUGUAGCUGUAUAUCUGAACCUGCAUGACAAAAUCAAACUUAUUUCGGAAAGGAGAUUUAUCAUGAUAUGGAUGCUAUAAUGCGAUACUUUUGCGAAAAUGCAUAUGCUGGUACGGUUGGCACAGCUGCAGGGGGAAUCCCGCAGAUUGGCCUUUUCAGCCGAGCUUGCUCCCCACCAUGGCGGGGGUCGUCGCUGCAUUUAUUACGCCAGUCCAAUUCUCCUGCUCUCCCGCACGAAAAAAUGGAUCCGGUCUACACUGAGCUCUUCCACGCCUUGAAGUCGGCAAACACAGCUGCCGCAGGGGCUAAGGCACUGGAAACACUGCACGAGCAGACGUUGACUAUUCACGACUUUGUCAACAAUUUGUUCGUCGCGGGGAGGUACCAACAGGCCGAGAAAAGUGGUACGGCUGGCGACGGGAAGCACGCAACGAAGCACACCGCAGUGCAGGAGAUUGUGGAUGACGUGCAUGGUAUCCAGGAAAAAAACUCUGUAAGAAGUGGAACUUUCUUUGUAGGAAGAUCAGCAUUACAAAUUCGUUUUGCAUUACAGGGAACAAAACCUGUCAUGGGCAGCUAGUAUCAGUGGAAACACGUAUGAAAGUGGCCUCUGACGCACCUCUAGCAUGACAAGUGUAACAGCUUUAGCAUUUCCUGCAUCACAGACUUACACUUACACAGUUUUUUUCUUGCAUACAUGGGUUUCUCAAUCUACUGGGCGAUGAGACGGCGGACGAACCUUGCGUCACCAUAGAACACUUCGCGGUCAUUAUGGACAACCUGUUGCAUUCUGGAACAGUAACCUCGAAUACCAGAUUAAAAAAAACCGUCGUAUUAGGGCCAAAUCGGUUUUUUAAUCUACGGAAUUUGUACUAAAUGCCGUUUUGUUGCCAAGCAAGCAAGUAAAAAACGCAAUAUGAGUCUGUAAAUUUGCAGGUCGUUUUGCAGAGUUGUCUGUGUUGUAUCCUCUACGCCAAAAAAUGCAGGAACGCAACAUACUUACACGUACACGAUUUAGGCCCCGAUAGAAGAUGUUACGCCACGAUAGCAUAUGGGCAGUUCACGCUCCAGCACCAGGAAGACCACGGGCACAUGACACUCUUCGCCCUGAAGUCCUACCUGAAGCUCUACCUCCUUUUCAAAGACAGAAUCGAGGCUGCGAUCCUCGGGCAAACGCACGCACAGCUGCAGGACACGGUGAAAAAUCUCUACCGGGUUAUCGUAAGGAAAAAUCCCCCCUCCCCAUAUUGAACACGCACGCGCCUGAAAAUUUGUGAUGCAGAUUUGUGACCACAAAUGAUCCUGUUUGUUUUGCAAGAAGGCAAAUCUAGAGAGUCCGCCGCACGGUUUAGGCGGUUUGUGAUGCUGUUGGGCCUACAGCGCAGACGUUUGUCGUGCUAGGCACCUACGUCAAAACCUCUCGCCUCAGGCUUUGCAUAUGCCUGCAGUCCUCUGCUGCAAGACAAACGCGAUUUGUGUAUCCACAUCCAGCAUAGGAAGUUCCGUCUUGAUAUUGGGAGGGGGGAUUCUUCCUUUUGAUACGGGUGUCUCUCCCACACCUAGCGGGCGAAAAUAGCGCGUUCGCAGUCCCGCGACCCUUCCAGGGAAAGAGAGGGCGAAACCCGGGCGUCGGAACGGUGGUGGGGCUGAACAUGAAGUGGGCCGAUAUCAAAAGGAAAAACCGCCCCUCCCCAUAUCGAAAGCGAAAUCUGUGGUGCUGUAUUUGAGUACAUGUACACAAAUCAACUUGUAUUGCUAGAAGACAAAGGGGCGCAGUUGUGGCCUCGUUUGCAAGCGAUUUGUCAUGCUGUUUCCCAUUUGCAGCUGCCUCGUGUCAUGCUGAGAAUGCCAGGCUUUCCCGCGCAGCCUAGCACUACAGUCCGCAUCUUUUUCGUUCUAGCAUGACAAAGCUGAUCUGUGACCACAAAUCUGCAUCACAGAUUUCCGUUUUGAUAUGGGGAGGGGGGAUUUUUCUUCUUGAUAGCCGAGUUUUGGCAUUUAUCAGGUUUGAUAGCAUUCCCGUAUUUAUCCCCUGCACUUGCGAGAGCUUCUGUGCCCAAAAUUUGAACAAAGAAUAAAAUUACACCAACAAAAGAAACAGCACGCACGCUGUUCCGCGAGUAGGUGUAGGGCGGACAGUGGACGAGCGCGCAUUGUUCAUUUUUUCCCAUGAGCAGCUAGAGCGCUCCGUGUUUAGCUCGUUUUUUAUUUCUUGACCCGAAAGUAGGACUUUUUUAGGCCACAAGCGCUGCAACCGUGAGGCCGAAAAGGCUGCGCCGCGCAGCUCUUGUUCGUUGUCUGACUGUAAAUAGGGAGCGCACAAUCGGCUUUCUCUGCUUUGUGCCGAAUCGUCAAGGCAUGUUUGUGCCGAAUCAUCUAUCAAGGAACUUUUGCCUUCUACUAGCCUACUCUAGAAAAGGCGAAAAUUAUGCGAAGUUGUUAAACCUGAUGGAGCUCGCAUGCGCAUUACAAACCCAAAUCCGGAAUUACGUCGGAG